GACAGAUUGACGUGGUGUCGCGACGACGACGGAUUGAUUAGAUUUUGAUGGUGGCUGACCGCAGCAGCAAAAGAGUUUUCCUUUUUUAAUUUCCCCACCGGGCAUCCGCGUCGUCGUUGAUCCGGGAGUCCAGAGAUCCCGGCGGUGGGAAUCCGUCGUCCCGUAUUUGGGUUGUUUGAAAGCCGGGACUUUCAAGUCGUCUACCAAAAGAAGUGGAGUCGGAGGAAGAGGAGACAAAAAUCGUGAGGCAACCCGCAAAUAAUGGUGCAAUUUAGGUUUAUCUAGGCCAGAAGUUCUUUUUUUUCUGUCGCUUAUCUUUCUCCUCUUUUGGGUUUGUCAACUCAUUGUGAAGAUUUUUUGUGCGAAAAAAUAAGGGGUUUGGCUAAUUGGAUUUGUCCUCGAGGGGAAGAGUGAGUGCGUGCACGACAUGAUGAACGAGGAGGUCGCGCCGAGCCGGAAUGUGGUGUCGCAGUUCUUCAAACGGAUCUCGCAGCUGUACCAGUUGCAGCUGGACCGGUGGACGCCGCACACCCGGAUGCGCUGGGCCGGAGCGAUCGUGCUCGUGCUGGCCUUCCUGCUGCGCGUCUUCACCAAACAGGGCUGGUACAUUGUGACGUACGCGCUCGGGAUCUACCACCUGAACCUGUUUAUCGCGUUCCUCACGCCCAAGAUCGAUCCGGCCCUGGAUCUGGACGACGACGGCGGCCCCGAGCUGCCGACGCGCUCGAACGAAGAGUUCCGGCCGUUCAUCCGGCGGCUGCCCGAGUUCAAGUUUUGGUACGCCAUCUCCAAGAGCACCGUGAUCGGCAUCGUGUGCACCUUCUUCGACGCGUUCAACGUGCCCGUGUUCUGGCCCAUCCUGGUCAUGUACUUUAUCACGCUGUUCUGCAUCACCAUGAAGCGGCAGAUCAAGCACAUGAUCAAGUACCGGUACCUGCCGUUCACCCACAGUAAGCCCCGCUACCAGGCCGUCCCGACGGCGGACGCCAGCAAGUGACAAUUAAAAGCACAAACCUUGCCAUCAUCGUCGUCGUCACUACUAUCGUCCGUGGCAGUACCCAAUUCCGCUCCCGUGGCGGCUGCCGCCGAAGUCCACGGCCAACCGUCGGCGGCCGGAGCUAGUCCAUCGCCGCUGAUUUCGACCGUUUGAGAACCGCGUACAGAAAUGAAAGAACGAAAAGUGCUUCUUGGAACCUGUGUGUAAUUUAUGAGUUCACACCCCCUUUUUAAGUUUCAGUUGAGCUUCGAUUUGAGUUUUUUUUUGUUUUGGUUCAGCAGUCGAUUUGAGGAGACGCAAUUUGACGAUAGAGAAAAAAGUGAUGCAAAGACCACACCAUCCGGGCAUUGAUUUGUGCUUACGUCGUAGUUUAAAAAAAAAGAUGUGUUUUUUAUAAUACUAUUAUAUUCGAAAAGCUUAAAAUCUACAACCUUCAAAACCAAAAUUUUUCUGUAGUUCUAUUUCAUCAACGAAAUCAAUUUCGUGUACAGAGCCGAAAGUUUACUAAUUCUUAAGUAAAGCUAUUAUUAUUUGUAUUCUCUUUUCUUCGCCUUUCUUUAGUUGAUUAAUCCGUAGGUGAAUUAUACGUUGAGCUAGUUUUUAGAAUUAUUUUCCCCCACCCCAACCCCAACAAAAACUUUUUAACCAACAUUUUUCAACUGUAUGUUUAUCGAACCUAAGUAGCGAAAAAUUAAAGUUAAUUUUCACGCAAGUCACACUCCAGCAGUAAGUCAACCACCGACUCUCGAGGAUUCCGUGAAAGAUGAGAAGCGAAUGUGACGAAAAUGUGAGUGCGAGAACGAAAAUAAGUAAUUAGUAACAAAAAACAAGCAAAAAAUUAGCAUCCUACCUAAGUUAUCACAGCAAAAGAAAUAACAAAAAAAUGGCAUCCCUAUCUGUACUAGGUGGAAGGAAGAAGAAAUAUACACACUAAACAAACACACAUACACACACACGUGGGAUAGAUUAAAAAAAACGGGAGGAUUGAGAGAAAGGAGAAAAUACCGACAGCAUUGUAAUAAGAAAACUCUUGGAUAACCAAAUAAAUAUUAAAAAAGUGGUAA
Culex pipiens pallens (northern house mosquito) is the source of this 2061-nucleotide messenger RNA. RefSeq names its product protein RER1. Gene Ontology annotation, cellular component: Golgi membrane. NCBI's taxonomy places the organism in Eukaryota, Metazoa, Arthropoda, Insecta, Diptera, Culicidae. The transcript is spliced from 3 exons. The coding region runs from base 428 to 997 and encodes 189 amino acids. The record is from RefSeq and is a predicted model, not a curated record. Gene Ontology annotation, biological process: protein retention in ER lumen; retrograde vesicle-mediated transport, Golgi to endoplasmic reticulum.